AUGGUACUAAAACCCCGCGUUCCAAUUAGCGAUGCUGUCAACUUACCGCCCUCAAAACUUCCCCUUACAGCGGCCGGUCGGAGUACGUUGUAUUCACCGAAUUUUGUUGAUCUCGAUUUACAUCAGCCAAUUUAUAUGAAUGAUGUGAAGGACAUGCUAAAGGAAUACCAACGUCUGCGUGAACUUGAGCCGGAUUCGCCAUCGCUAGACAUCAGCGAAAUAAAUGCCGAUGAAGUGUAUGAACGAGCUGGAUUGCCGUGUUUAUCGGACAAGAAUCUGCCAGCCGAAAUAAGUGAAGCGAUGAAACAACCGUACAGACCACCGAAAUAAUUUAUUUUAUCUGGCUGGCGGCUGUGUUCGUUUAUUGGUUUUGUUAUCAUGAUUGCUGUUGUUGUUGUUGUUGUUGUUGUUGUUCCCAUUUUGAUUGUACUCUUAUUAGUAUUAUGAGAAAGUGAAGUGAAGUUGCAAUCUGAUCAUUAAGAAGCACAAUUUACCAUUUGAUAUUCGUUGUUUUUAUUGAGCUAGUCACUUUAAUUUAUUACUACCACGUAUGUCUGUCUUUUUUAUACGUCUUCUUCUAACGAAUUUUUCAAGUGUCGCAAUUUUCACGAAGCAUACAUAACAUUUUUGUGUACAGUUAGUUAUUAUGAUGGUUGUAUUUGUAUUGAAUUGAAUUGAUUUGGUGUUAUAUUGUACAUGAUGUUGUAUGGUUAUUAUAGUUCUUAGCCGAUGGAUAUUUUUUUUAUGGCAGGCAGGCAGGCAUCAUUUGUUCAUGUUCUUUAGCAGCUGUUUGUUAGUGUUGUUUUAAUAAUUUAUUUGUUUAUGUUUUGUUGUUAUUGUGAUUAUUAGCAUUUGCAGUUAUUUGAUUGAUUGAUUGAUUGGUUGAUUGCUGCGUUAGAUUUAUGGAAUGGUGAACGAUAGGGCACGAAUGGUGCAAUGAACUGAAA
Molecule: messenger RNA, 947 nt
Organism: Anisakis simplex (herring worm)
Lineage: Eukaryota; Metazoa; Nematoda; Chromadorea; Rhabditida; Anisakidae
Source: the annotation of a GenBank genome assembly